This is a messenger RNA of Sorex araneus (European shrew), 1380 nucleotides long. Its product is annotated as E3 ubiquitin-protein ligase TRIM38-like. Gene Ontology annotation, molecular function: protein binding. NCBI's taxonomy places the organism in Eukaryota, Metazoa, Chordata, Mammalia, Eulipotyphla, Soricidae. The record is from RefSeq and is a predicted model, not a curated record. The transcript has 6 exons. The coding region runs from base 1 to 1380 and encodes 459 amino acids.
AUGGCCUCAAGCUCAGCUACCGAGAAGCUGAGGGAAGAAUCCACCUGCUCCAUCUGCCUGGAGCUGAUGACUGAGCCCGUGAGCAUCGACUGCGGGCACAGCUUCUGCCUCGUGUGUGUCAUGGGCCUCAUUGGGAACCAAAGUUCUGAAACAUCAUCCCUGGAGACCUUUCACUGUCCCCAGUGUCGGUCACCACUGAAAUGGGAGAGCAUUCGGCCCAACAAGCAGCUACAAAACAUCAUUGAAACCAUCAAAGGGAUAGAAUUUGAAAAGGUGUGUGAGGAACACGGAGAGCAGCUCCACUUGUUCUGCAAAGACAGCGACCAGCUCAUCUGCUGUGAGCGCACUCCACAGCGCAGAGGGCUCGGUGCAGCUCCUGUGGAAGAUGCAGUCCAAAGAUACAAGGAAAAGCUCCAGAAAACUUUGAAAAACAUGGAAGACUUAUGUCAGAUUCAGAAGGUGCUCACACAAGUUGAAAUAGAUAAACUGGAGGAUAAGAUAGCACUUAAGAGACAGAAAAUCCAGUUUGACUUUCAAAAUCUCCAUAACUUCCUGUAUGAAGAGGAAAAAUCUUACUUAUGGAAGCUGGAGAAAGAAAAAGAGCAGACUUUCAGAAGGCUGCAGGAUAAUUUAGUACAUUUGGAAAGGCAGAGCAAGGAACUCAAGAAACACAUCCUAGUACUCGAGAAGAAAUCUCAGGACUCAGGUCAAAAUUUCCUGCAGGAUGUGAAAGACAUCGGGAACGGGAAGUCUGCUGUGAAGCUGGAAAUACCUGAGGUCAUGUCUUUGGAAAUUCAGACUCUGUGCCAUGUUCCUGACCUUUACUUUGAUGUGAAAAAAUUCUUAAAGAGUUAUCAAGUCAGUGUGACUCUGGAUGAAGAUACAGCUCAUGAAAAUCUAAUCCUGUCUGAGAAUCGAAGAGAAGUGAACCAUCGACAUUCCCAGAAGAAGUUUGAUAACCCUAGGAGAUUUAGGGAGAUCUCAUGUGUCCUGGGCUGUGAGAGCUUCACCUCGGGAAGACAUUACUUUGAAGUGGAUGUGGGAAAAGCUUUCAUGUGGAAUGUUGGAGUUUGUCUGGAAACUGUGCACAGAGACAUUAAGGAUGAGCCAGAUCCUGAAAAUGGAUUCUGGUCCAUCAGACUGAGCAAAUGGAAUGGCUAUGAAGCACUGACAAAUCCCUCAACAUCUCUUACUGUGAGGGAGCGCCUCCAUACUCUGGGGAUUUUUCUAGACUAUGAGGCCGGACUUGUCUCCUUUUACAACAUGGAAACUGGCUCCCACAUCUUCACCUUCCCACAGGCCUCCUUCUGUGGAGUCCUCAGGCCCUAUUUCUUGGUUCAUCUAAAUUCUCCUUUGUUCCUUCCUCUCCCCAAUGAGUAA